CUGUCAAAACGAAUACAAAUGGCGGCUUAUGGCAUACAUUGUAUGAUAUGCGACCAUAGUAGCACCGUAUAGAUAGUAGUUAUUGUUUUUUUGUGAUUUCCUAAUUAUUAAAAGUUUAUAAUUUGUGCUUUAACUAAAGGGAAAUGCCCGUUACGUGUAUUGUGGUUGGCUGUGGAUCUCGCAACAACAAAGAUAAAAUCGGGUUUUACUCUGUUCCUACAGUUUCAAAACACAAGUUUUUGACUGAUAAAAAUGAGUUAUCCAAAAAGCGAAGAGCCCUAUGGUUAGCUGCAAUCAAGCGAGAUGACCUCACAGAUUCGAAGAUCAAGUAUCAAAAAGUCUGCAGCAGACAUUUUAUAACAGGCAAACCUGCUUCUUUAGAGGAUGAAACUAAUCCUGACUGGGUUCCUUCGCAGAACAUGGGACAUUCGGCACAAAAUGUUCGAAAGACUGAUAAAGAAGUUGAAAGAAAAGCGAGUGAUAAUGAAGAUUUGAAUCAACUACCCCUGGAUUCUAAACAUCAAAAAAAGGAAGAGAUACCUUCAGUUUUUCAACGCCUUUGUAUGAUUUGUUUGGCCACCAAAAGGCUAAUCCGCUCAACUAAAUCAUUGGUGGACCUAUAUGUACACCUCACAAAUAUUGAGGUGGAAGAUGGAGAUGUGUUUUCGAAGUAUAUGUGUGAAGACUGCAUCCAGAAGCUUAAAGAUAUUUCAAAAUUCAUUCUUAUGGCAAAAAAAAAUGAUGAAAAGCUCAAACAAAAGCCUUUGGAUAAUGAGGAAAUGAAAACUUCAGUUAAUGAUGAUGAAGAAACUUUGGAUGGUGAAGAAAAAAAUUUGAGUGAAGAAAUAUUGAUGAUUGAGGUUGAAAAGUCAGAAAAUGAGUUGAUCGAGAAGGAUAAAGUUUCAUUUUCAGAUAUUUACAAAGAUAUAACUUGUUGGAAAUGUGGAGUUCUCCAUAUUGGGGUUAAGUUUCCCAAAAUCAUCGCCUAUGAACCACCCAAUAAUAUAAAAUUUCAGUGUCUGAAAUGUUCUGAAAUUGAAAACCGUCCUGACAAGAAACCACCCGAUGUCAUGAACCUUGAAAAAUUGACUAAGGAAGAAAAAAAAAUCAGAUGUAGUAUAUGUUUGAAGAAUAUCCCCUUGAGCGAUGAAACAUCGACUGAAAGAACAUAGAAUGGAAAAACGGUUUCGAUGCACAGAGUGUUUUUUGAGUUUUUCCAAUCAAAGGCUAUUGAGAAGACAUUCAAGGAGGCACAUCUGAUCGCAAAGCAAGCCUAAAAAUGAAAUGUGAAAGAUGAAAACCAUUCUUAAUUAUGAUGGUAAACGGAGUUGGUCAAAGAAGCAAGAAUAAAUUGGAAGAUAUGUUGAUCUCACUGAAAAAUUGCACCAGUUGAAAUGUUUAUAUUUUGGAGGUUUCGAGAACAGGAAAAUGUUUUUAAUACGAGUUUUCGACAAAAAAUAAAUAUAAUAAAACACGGGGCAUUUGUUCAUUGUCA
Molecule: messenger RNA, 1495 nt
Organism: Leptinotarsa decemlineata (Colorado potato beetle)
Lineage: Eukaryota; Metazoa; Arthropoda; Insecta; Coleoptera; Chrysomelidae
Cellular component (GO): nucleus
Molecular function (GO): zinc ion binding
Source: RefSeq, a predicted model, not a curated record